GUCAACAUGUUUGUGGAAGGAUUCCAUGAUGCUAUUCUUCUUUAUGCUCUAGCUUUACAGGAAGUCCUGAAGUUUGGUUUCAGUAAGAAAGAUGGGGAAAAAAUUGUUCAGCAAACACGGAACAGAACAUAUGAAGGCAUUGCAGGGCAGGUGUCCAUUGACGCCAAUGGAGACAGAUAUGGGGAUUUCUCUGUGAUUGGAAUGACGGACCCAGAGGCAGGCACACAGGAGGUGAUCGGGGACUACUACGGAAAGCAGGGGCGUUUUGAAAUUCGAUCAAAUGUGAAAUAUCCUUGGAAUCACGGCAGGCUGCGACUAGAUGAAAGCCGAGUUUCAGAGCAUACAAACAAUACACCGUGUAAAUCAUCAGGUGGUCUAGGAGAAUCAGCAGUUACAGGAAUAGUUGUGGGUGCCUUGCUCGGAGCAGGAUUGCUAAUGGCUUUUUACUUUUUCAGAAAGAAAUACAGAAUAACUAUUGAGAGACGAACUCGACAGGAGGACUGCAACAUGGGGAAACAUCGGCAGUUACGUGAAGACUCCAUUAGAUCUCAUUUUUCUGCUGCAUAAAGAAGAAGAAAAGGAAUCCCAUUAUUUCUGGGGAAAAAAA
This is a messenger RNA of Tauraco erythrolophus (red-crested turaco), 607 nucleotides long. NCBI's taxonomy places the organism in Eukaryota, Metazoa, Chordata, Aves, Musophagiformes, Musophagidae. The record is from RefSeq and is a predicted model, not a curated record.